Amphiprion ocellaris (clown anemonefish) is the source of this 3374-nucleotide messenger RNA. Its product is annotated as neutrophil cytosolic factor 1-like. Gene Ontology annotation, molecular function: superoxide-generating NADPH oxidase activator activity; phosphatidylinositol binding; protein binding. Gene Ontology annotation, cellular component: cytoplasm; NADPH oxidase complex. The coding region runs from base 72 to 1334 and encodes 420 amino acids. The record is from RefSeq and is a predicted model, not a curated record. Gene Ontology annotation, biological process: respiratory burst; superoxide anion generation. The transcript is spliced from 11 exons. NCBI's taxonomy places the organism in Eukaryota, Metazoa, Chordata, Actinopteri, Pomacentridae.
CGACACACUCAGAGUAUUUAAGCCUCGUCUCUGGUGUGUUUUCGAUCAGUUGGACUUUGCUGCAUCUCAGCAUGGAGAUCUACGUCAGGCAUGUGGAGAUGCUGGGCUUCGAGAAACGCUUCUUCCCGAGUCAGCACUAUGUGUACAUGCUGAUGGUGAAAUGGAGCGACCUCGCAGAGAAACUCAUCUACAGGACGUAUCCUGAGAUUCACACUUUCCACAAAUCGCUGAAGGAGAUGUUUCCCAUCGAGGCCGGUCAAAUAGAAAGGAAGGACAGAAUCAUCCCUUCAUUACCAGCUCCGAAGUGGGUGGACAGCCAGAAGUCGAGAGAAACCAGGAAGACCACGCUGGCUGAGUACUGCCACUCAUUGGUCAACCUGCCGCCUCACAUCUCCCGCUGCAAACUCCUCUGCAACUUCUUCAAGGUCCGACCGGAGGACGAGAACCCGCCGGCACCGAACACGCUAAAAAGAAAUGAGACGUUUGUGGUGUCCAGGGAGCUGAACAGAGGCGUCGCAUCGGAGAUAUCCGGCCCCAUCAUCCUGGACACCUACAGAGUGGUCGCAGACUUUGAAAAGACAUCCAAACACGAGAUCAACCUGCACACUGGCGACCUGGUGGAGAUUGUGGAGAAAAAUCAGAACGGCUGGUGGUUCUGCCAGCUCGAGUCCAAACGAGGCUGGAUUCCUGCGUCCUACCUGGAGCCUCUGGACGGACCGGAGGAGGCCGAGGAGGCCGAGCCCAACUACGAAGGUGAGCUGCACGUCACCGUCCAAGCCUACCAGGCUGAGCAGGAGGAUGAGAUUUCUCUGGAGCUCGGUGAAACUGUGGAGGUCAUUCACAAGCUGCUGGACGGCUGGUGGGUUGUCAGGAAAGGGGAGGAGACGGGUCAUUUCCCCUCCAUGUUCCUGCAGAAGGGGGGCAAAAGAGAGAAAUAUGACACCGAGAGGAUGAACCUGAGGGGACAGAAGCCACCACCUCGCAGGUCCACCAUCAGAAACGCCAAGAGCAUCCACAGCAAGGCUCGCCAGCGUCUCAGCCAGGACGCCUACCGACGGAACAGCCGCCGAUACCUGCAGCACAAAGCCGGACGCCUCGCCGAGCCACUCAGGAACUCCAAGAACUCUGGGAAGUCGCCGCUGAGGGAGAGGAAGAACCAAGAUAACAUCCCCGAGCAGUCCGGCUCCAGCUCUGAGGGCGAGCUGAAGAAGGAGGCUCCGGUCGUCCCUCCACGGCCGAGUCCGGAGCUCAUCCUGGAGCGCUGCACCGACAAAACCCGCAAGAAAGUCAGCAUCCACAAGUCAAGCUCCAACUCCAUCAGCUCCACCAGCUAGCAGCUUCACAUCACCGUCAGACAGCAUUUUUAGGAGCUUUUCUCCAAGCAGGAAGGCAGCUCAGUUACAAAAUGUAGUGAUGUUUAGAGCAUAUUAUUCUCCUGUUUCGAAACAAAACCCCCUCAAAUAUGAAAUAUUGCACAUUAUAUUGACAUAUUGUAAUUGAAAUGAGAUUUUAAAAAGAUGAGAUAAAAUAAAAUGAGAUAAAAUAAGAUUAAAUGAGAUUUAAAAAAAAAGAUGAGAUGAGAUCAGCUGAGAUAACAAGAUGAGAUGAAAUAAAUGAGAUGAGAAAUGAGAUGAGAUAACAUUACAUUACAAAAAUACAUGAGAUACGAAAACUUAAAAAGAGAUGAAAUGAAAAACAGAUGAGACUAGAUGAGACAAGAUGAAACGAGAUACAGUUACAAUACAGGUACAUAAGAUAAGAUGACAUGAAAGUAGAGGAGAUAAGAUGAAAUAAGAUAAGAUGAGAUAAAAUAAGAGGAGACAAAAUACGAUGAAAUAAGAUGAGAUGAGAUAAAAAAGAUGAAAUGUGAUCAAAUUGAAUGAGAUAAGAUAAAAUAAGAUGAGAUGUGAUAACGUUACGUAUGAUGAGAUAAAUUAGAUGAGAUUAGAUGAGAUAAAAUACGAUAAAUCGAGAUUUAAAAACUAAGAUUAAAUAAAAUGAGUUGAGAUAAGAUAAAAAUGAGAUAAGAUAAAAUACGAUAAGAGGAGAUGACAAACGUUACAUAGGAUGAGAUAAAAUAGAUAAGAUGAAAUGAGAAAAGGAAGCUUAAGAAGAAAUGAGAUUUAAAAUACAUGAGAUGAGAUAAGGCAAGAUGAAAUAUGAGAGGAAAUGAGAUAAGAAAAUAAGAUACGAUGAGAUAAAAUAUGAAAUGAUAUGAAAUGAGAUAAAAUUAGAUGAGAUAAAAUAACGAGACUAGAUGAGAUGAGUGGAGAUGAGAUAAGAUGAAAUAAGAUAAAAUAGGAUGAAAUGAGAUAAAUUACGAUGAGCUGAGAAAAAAUAAGAUGAGAUGUAAAAUUACAUGAGACAAGAUGAGAUGAGUGGAGAGGAGAUAAGAGGAAAUAAGAUAAGAUAAAAUACAAUGAAAUGAGAUAAAAUAAGAUGAAAUGUAACAAGUUUGAACAAGAUAAGCUGAAAUUAAAUAAGACAAAAUCAGACAAGAUGAGACAAGAUGAAGCAAGAUUGAAAAAAGAUGAGAUGAGAUAAUAUAAGGUGAGAAUGAUGAGAUAAAAUACAAUGAAAUGAGAUAAAACAAGAUGAAAUAAGUUAAAAUGAGAUAAAAUAAGAUAAGACAACAUCAAAUGAGAUGAGAUGAGAUAAACCUCACAUAAAAUCGCCGUCAAACAGCCUUUUAGGAGCUUUUCUCCGGGCAGCAAUGUCUAGGAUGUUUAGGGCAUAAUAUUCUCCUGUUUCUACACAAAAUCCCUCAAGAAUAUCUCAUUUCAAACAGCUGUUCGCUGGAAUUUUCAAUCAAACACACAAGAGCAAAUUGUGUUGCGUUUAAGGACUAUUUUCAGCAGCAGAUUGAUCCACAUUAGAAGCUGUAGUGAGUAUUUCUGACAGCAGAAUACUGCAGCAAAACAAACAAAAUGCUUACUCUGAUGCCAUCUGGUGGUUGUAUCAAGAAAAUACACAGCAUCUGUUUAUUCUCCCUGAACAGUGCUGAUGUUUGGAAUCACAGAUUAACACCACCUAUGAUGAAGAAAAACAACAGCAUUUUUAAAUGAAAGUAAUAAGAUUUGCUCUUUUACUUGUUAGUGUAGAGUUAAGAUGAGAUUAGCUUAGCAUAAAGUCUGUAAAAUGAAGGAAACAACUAAACUGGCUCGGUUUAAAGAUGAUAAAAUCCACUUUUCAGCACUUCAACAUCUCACUUUUUAGAGUUUAGAGGGCAGCCUUUAUGUUAAACUAAGCUAAGCUAAGCUAAGCCUAUUUCAGUGUAUAAGCAGUUCAUUUAAGCCCUGGUGUGUAUUUUUAAGCUUGCAAUCGGUAGAAGUUAGUUUUUUAUUUAUUUGCUUAAUAAAUUUAUCGAACAAAGA